AUGGAGCAAAUUGUUAAAAAUAGAGAAGUGGUCUUGGCUUCUUACGCGAAUGAAGGGCCUGUCACAGAUGAUCAUCUGAAGAUCAGAGAAACCCAAUUAAACUUAAAUGCAUGCAAGGAAGGGGAAGUUGCUGUGCAGAAUAUGUGGGCCUCAGUGGAUCCAUAUCUCAGAUGGCUUAUGUGGGAAUCCAAGACAUUCUCUUUUGACAACUUCAAAUUAGAUCAGCCUAUCGUUUCUCAUAUGGUAGGGAAAGUAGCCGUUUCUGCUAAUGCUGCGUUUAAAGUGGGUGAUGUGGUAACUGGGUUGUAUGAAGUGUCAGAAUACAGCAUAGUAGGUGGCUCAAAUUUGAAGAAACUUGACCCCAAUCUGGUUAAACCUUCUGAUUAUUUUGGGCCUCUGGGUACUCAUCUACCAUUUCAUUGUAAUUAA
Cryptomeria japonica (Japanese cedar) is the source of this 429-nucleotide messenger RNA. RefSeq lists its product as uncharacterized. Lineage: Eukaryota; Viridiplantae; Streptophyta; Pinopsida; Cupressales; Cupressaceae. Gene Ontology annotation, molecular function: oxidoreductase activity, acting on the CH-CH group of donors, NAD or NADP as acceptor. Bases 1 to 429 code for a protein of 142 amino acids. The record is from RefSeq and is a predicted model, not a curated record. The transcript is spliced from 2 exons.